AUGGACUCUGACAAAUCUCAACAACAGUUUUCUGAAACUUACUCUGAAGUCACAGUCAGCUCAAGUGCAGAUGUUCAAAAUCACACGAAGAAAGACUCUGGGACAUCUGAGAGUGCCAGGGGUGGCAGAGGACGAGCAAGAGCAUACACUUCUCCAUCUCGCAGGAGACAUCGAACUACCUUCAGCAAUGAACAGCUGGAACAGCUGGAGUUAGCAUUCAGACAGAACCAUUAUCCUGAUAUCUACUACAGAGAGGAGCUGGCCAGAGCCACCAAACUCAACGAGGCUCGUAUACAGGUAUGGUUCCAGAACCGCCGUGCCAAGCAGCGGAAGCAGGAUCGAAUCACCCAGAAAGUGCUGCCAGAGGGCAUGAUGCCAAGGCGUGGGUCUAUCUUUGGCAGCAUGUGUGUGUCUUCCUCUGCCAUGGGGCGGCAGUACCAGUGCCCCCAUACCUUGCCACACAUACCCCGAUUCUCGUCAGUGCUGCCCUCUGGAGGCUAUCCAAUCCAUCCACCCUCCAGCAGUCAUUUCUCUUGUCCCUCAGGCCCUGCUCCAUCACAGGCCACUAGGCAGCCUGAUGACUGGUACAAUCAACUGCGCAACAUCGGCCCGUCCUCCAGUCUACCACCUGCUUCAAUGCUCUCUCUGGCGUCAGUGUCAGCACUAGAAUCUGGUAGUCACUGGAACUAG
Messenger RNA from Xyrauchen texanus (razorback sucker), 690 nucleotides. RefSeq names its product homeobox protein prophet of Pit-1-like. Gene Ontology annotation, biological process: pituitary gland development; regulation of DNA-templated transcription. Gene Ontology annotation, molecular function: DNA-binding transcription factor activity, RNA polymerase II-specific; DNA binding. The transcript is spliced from 3 exons. The record is from RefSeq and is a predicted model, not a curated record. NCBI's taxonomy places the organism in Eukaryota, Metazoa, Chordata, Actinopteri, Cypriniformes, Catostomidae. The coding region runs from base 1 to 690 and encodes 229 amino acids.